AUGUCGAGCGAAGACUUUUCUGCACCCCUCGCUCCCACGACGGCUGCUCCCGACUCGGCUUCGCAACCGACACCGUCGGAGGUCGCUAUCGCCGGUCCCUCCGUGCCUAGCAACGAGCACAACCCAACACACCCACCUCAACCCUCGACAUCAGCCUCUUCAGUACCCAUAGUAGACGAAAACGGUCGAACUCUCUCCAAGAACGCGUUGAAGAAGCUCAAGAAAGCCGCGGCGCGGGAAGCGACGAAAGCGUUCCGACGCCAACAAGAACGAGCCUCGCGUAAAGCCAAACAAGCUCGCAAACGACAACUCGUCGCCGAGGGGGUCUUGGACAAGGAAGAAUUGGAGAGCGUGGCGAGUCGCAAAAGGAGGAGGCUGAGGGAGGCGGGGGGGAGGGUCGUGCCGCAUGGGGCCAAGGUGAUUAUUGAUUUGGGCUUCGAUGAGCUCAUGACGGAAAACGUAAGUCACGUGCAAAGUGGGUGGCACCGAAUGGGACAGAGAGUUCAAGUCAUCGAUUCUCGUUCGCAGGAGGUCAAAUCCAUGUCAUCGCAACUCGGGUUCUGCUACUCGGCGAACCGCAACGCUCUGAAACCGUUCGACCUCAUCAUGACCUCGCUCAGUGGGCGACUCAAGCAACGCCUCGAUUCGACGAAGGGGACACCGCAUGAGCAUUGGAAGGGCGUGAGGUGGAUGACGGAUUCCUAUACCGCACUAUACGAUCCUUCGACUGCGACCGCACCGUCCACUACGAGCUCGACGACGGCCUCAACCGAAGCCUCGACUUCGACUUUGAGCCCCACUGCGACCACGACGGCUACCCCCACCGAGUCCGAAGCAGCUGCCCAGGCUGGACCCACUCCCGUCGAGGCAGACCCACUCCCUGCUCUCGACAAGUCCUCCUUCAUCUACCUCACCGGCGACUCAACGAACGUCCUCACCACCAUAGACCCAACCAAGACCUACAUCCUCGGCGGCAUCGUCGAUCGCAACCGCUACAAAUCCCUCUGCCUCGACAAAGCGCUCCAACACGGCAUCGGCCAUGCCCAACUCCCCAUCGGGGAAUACCUCGCCGAAAUGCCGACGAGGAAGGUCCUGACUGUGAAUCAGGUGUACGAUAUCAUGGUCCAGUUUGUCGAGUGCGGCGAUUGGGAGAAGGCGUUGAGGGAUGUGAUGCCGUUGAGAAAGAUGACGCAUGGGACGCCGGGGCAUAAGAAGACGGGCGAGCGGAAAGUCAAGAUUAAAGAGGCUGAGGCAAGAGCCGAGGGGGUCUACGUCGCAAAGGAUGAGAUGGCGGACGAGGAUGAUGGGGUCGACGGUGCACAGGACGAUGAAGAUGACGACGACGACGCGAGUGACGCAGUGCCGAGUGAUGAAGGAGAAGAGGGAAUGUCGGGCAUAUCAGAAGCAGGCAACGACGACGUAGAACCAUCAGUAGCAACAUGUCAUAGUUUGCAUUGCCACAUCUAA
Messenger RNA from Microbotryum saponariae, 1467 nucleotides. Lineage: Eukaryota; Fungi; Basidiomycota; Microbotryomycetes; Microbotryales; Microbotryaceae. The record is from the annotation of a GenBank genome assembly.